CCUCCUCCCUCAAACACAGCAGUAUUGAGGCCAGAACACUUGGAAUACCCAGGAAAUCAAUCUGUGGCGUGGCAGAAGGAUUUCCACAGGUGGAAAGAGACAGCUUGGUGUGACAGAGAAUGCAUAAAUGCAGAAACGAGAACUCUGGUUACACCAAGCAACGGAUUAAGGCCAAAAAUGAGCAAGGACAAUGACAGUGCAGCUUCAACAAACAGUUCACUUAUGGACAGACAACAGAGUAAUUUCAUACUUCCUGUGGAAGCUAACACUUUCCUGUUUAAACCUGUGGAUACAAAGGCUGUGCUCUCUUGCCCUCCGAUCACCCAGAAAGCUGUGCUGGUAUCAAUAAGAUGGGAAAUAAUCCUCAGAGACAAGCCUUCCUGCACCAGAGCCUACAGGAGAGAUACAAAUGAGACCAGGGCCAUAAACUGUAGUGACGAGACAAUAUCCUGGGACUCCAGACCUGAUCAGAAUCCCACCCUUCAGAUCGAUCCAGUGGCCAUCACUCAUGAUGGAUAUUACAGGUGUGAAGUGGUCACAACUCAUGGGCAUUUCUAUCAUGGAUAUCACCUGAAAGUGUUAGUGCCCCCCGAGGUGACCCUGUUUCAACUUGAGAAUGGAGCUAUCGUGUGUAGGGCAGCUGCAGGGAAGCCAGCGGCGCAGAUCUCCUGGACCCCAGGGGGAGAUUGUCACACUGUGGAAGAGCCACUGGGCAAUGACACAGUGACCGUCCAGAGUUCGUGCCGCUGGGAGGACCACCGGGUGUCUAAGGUGUCCUGCUCUGUGUCACAUCUGACUGGCAACACGAGUCUGUCCAUAGCAUUGAAUCAAGGUGUCAUAGUCCUGGGAUUUCCACCAUCAACCUUACUGAUCAUUCUCUAUGUGAAAUUUUCUCUAUUCCUGGUUAUCCUCAUCAUUGUGGGAUUCAUCUACUUCCAGAGAAUAAAAGAUUGCAGCCCCUUCUUUGAUGUACAAGCUUUAUUAACACCUGAGAGCCCAGGAAGAGAUGCCUGCAGCCCUGGACAAAAUCUUCUGAUUCAUUACACUGCCUACUGAGAGAUAACCUGACCCAGGCCACCCUUCAAGAAUUCUCUGGGAGGGAAAUAAAGUUCAACUGGAGUUUCUUAAGUGUUUACUCUUUCAUUUCUAUGCCUCUGAAGGCUUGUAUUCAUUUCUA
This is a messenger RNA of Lynx canadensis (Canada lynx), 1177 nucleotides long. RefSeq names its product cell surface glycoprotein CD200 receptor 2-like. Bases 178 to 1056 code for a protein of 292 amino acids. Gene Ontology annotation, molecular function: signaling receptor activity. The record is from RefSeq and is a predicted model, not a curated record. The transcript has 7 exons. Gene Ontology annotation, cellular component: external side of plasma membrane. Lineage: Eukaryota; Metazoa; Chordata; Mammalia; Carnivora; Felidae. Gene Ontology annotation, biological process: regulation of neuroinflammatory response.